Molecule: messenger RNA, 3338 nt
Organism: Podarcis muralis (Common wall lizard)
Lineage: Eukaryota; Metazoa; Chordata; Lepidosauria; Squamata; Lacertidae
Source: RefSeq, a predicted model, not a curated record
CAGUGGAUUUCCUGUGCCUCCUUCUCAUGCUGCUGCUCUUAAAGUGACCGAAUUUCAGACUGCGAUUGGGACAUCUCUGGAUAGCCAAGGAAAGCAGUCGACACGGAAGCAAACUACAGAUUUCACCAACUCUUUUGGGGUGCUAGAAUUCUGAUUUGCUCAACCUACUUCAGGCAAGGCUGGUGGGAUCCUGGUAACUGCCUCACCAUUUCUUACUGCUCAUUUUUCAUUCCUGCUCUACUCCCCACAGCUUUCCAAGUACAUUGUGAUCUCCAUCCACUGUGCUAUCCUCAGUCUUUGGUUCUAUCCCUGUAUCUUUCUUAAAUCUUCCUGUUGGUCCCUAACACUCCAUCUCCUCAAACUCUGUACUCAUGCCUGUCUCCUGCGCCUAUCCUCACUCAUAUUCAUUCAUCUGUUUGAUCAAACUUUCUAUACAGUUCCUUUACUUUGCUCUCCAGCUGAUUUGCUGUUCAGCAUUUUAGCUCACUUCAUCCUUCCCUCUAAAUAUUUGAAGAAGCAUACGGACAGGCAAAUGGCAGAAUAAAGAGCUCUUCUAAUGGGCAUGUGCAACCCUUUAGCCCACGAUCAUACAUUUUCCAGCAGGACCAGAUAUUUUGUUACAAAGGGAUUCAAGACUGAGCACUUCUUAGAAGCACCACCCAUGAAACUUCUACUGGUCCUAGUGUUCAUGUCCACACUGCUGGACAGUAGCUACUCCUCCCAGAACUGUACCAUCCCAUGUGAUGAGCGUGCAAAAUGUGAAGUUCGUAAUGGACGCCAAGGCUGUUUUUGUAGCCCAGGAUUCAGUGGGCCCGGCAUAGAGAAACCAGACAGAAAUGGAUGUUAUGAUGACAAUGAAUGUACAAAUGUCACACAACUUUGUGGAGAAAAUGCCAACUGCACAAAUACAGUAGGAAGUUACUACUGCAUGUGCGUACCUGGAUUCCGGUCGAGUAAUCGUAAUACCACCUUUGUGACCAAUGAUGGGACUUCUUGUGUAGAUAUAGAUGAGUGCGCUGAACCAGUAACUGCUGCCUGUGGAGAUCAUGCGAAAUGUGAAAAUGUGUAUGGAGGAUAUAACUGCUCCUGUAAGGAAGGUUAUCAACCAUCCACAGGAAAAUUACAGUUUAAGCCAAAUGAUGGCACUUCCUGCCAAGCAGCAAUCCCAGCGCCAAAGUGUGAACUGAACUAUGACUGCAUAGCUGAAAAUAUUAACAGAACCUUAGCCAAAAUUAGAAAAAUAAAAGAACCCCUGGCUGUAUUACAAGAAAUCAAUCAAAACACUGUAGGGCAAAUUUCACCUGUGGAUGUGAUUUCCUACAUAGAAGCAUUAUCUGUAUCUUCUCCCUUGCUAACCAUCAUGAAUAACACGAUUUCUGACAAUGAAAUGCUCUAUAAUCUAACUCUUAAUGAAUUCAUUAAUACUGUGAACAAUUUCGUUCAGAAGGAUAAAACUGCAGCGUGGGAAGCUAUCCCGGAAGUUAACAGAAGAAGAAGCCUCACUAAACUGCUGCAUGCUGCAGAAGAAACCACGGCACUCAUGUCACAGAGCUUUCAAAAGACAACAGAAGUGGAGGUUAAUGCCAGUGAUUUAGCUUUCAAAGUUCUUGCCUUUGAUAUACAGCGCAUGGAGCACAUUCACCAGCAUGUGCAGUUGGGAGGAGAGAUUAUAAAGGUCUCUGCAAAGAAAAAGGAAGCAACUACUUCUAAAGGCACCGUUGCAGUUGUGUUUCUGCGGUACAGCAAUAUUGGCUCUCUCUUCUCAUCAUCGCAGAACUUCUCACUGGAGGAAAAUUCAGAGCAUGGAGAGACAGUAGGGUCAUCAGUUAUAGCUGUUGCAAUUCACUCCACGCCACCUAUGCUGUACCCAGUAGAGAAAAUAACAUUGACUUUAAAACAUGCACAGACUGUAGACAAAAAAGAUGUUAAGUGUGCAUUUUGGAAUUAUUCAGAAGACACAAUGGAAGGAAACUGGUCUACAGAAGGAUGUGAACGAGCACAUUUCAAUAGCACCCAUACCACAUGCAGAUGCAAUCAUCUUACCCCUUUUGCUGUUUUGAUGUCCUCAAACAACUCUGAAGUUGAUGACAAGAAUUAUUAUAUUCUCACAAGAAUUACUCAGCUUGGAAUAAUUAUCUCCUUGAUCUGCCUCUCCAUGUGCAUUUUCACUUUCUGGUUCUUCAGCGAAAUUCAAAGUACGAGGACAACAAUUCACAAAAAUCUCUGUUGCAGCCUUUUCCUGGCUGAGCUAAUUUUUCUUGUUGGAAUUAACAUGAACAAUAAUAAGCUAUUCUGUUCAAUCACUGCUGGAUUACUCCAUUACUUCCUCUUAGCUGCCUUCGCGUGGAUGUGUAUCGAAGGCAUUCACCUGUACCUUAUAGUUGUUGGAGUAAUCUACAAUAAAGGAUUCUUACACAAGAAUUUCUAUAUCUUUGGCUACGUGAGCCCAGCAGUGGUGGUUGGCAUUUCUGCCGCACUGGGAUCGAAAUACUACGAAAGAACUGAUGUAUGUUGGCUCAGCACAAAGAACAACUUUAUAUGGAGUUUUAUAGGACCAGCAUGUCUAAUCAUUCUUGUUAAUUUGAUUGCUUUUGGUGUCAUUAUCUAUAAAGUAUUUCGACAAACAGCCAUGCUAAAGCCAGAAGUUAGCUGCUAUGAAAAUAUAAGAUCUUGUGCACGGGGGGCUCUUUCCCUCCUCUUCCUCCUUGGGGCGACGUGGAUCUUUGGCGUGCUUCAUGUCAUCCAGGGAUCAGUGGUCACUGCAUACCUUUUCACAAUCUUCAAUGCAUUUCAAGGACUGUUCAUCUUCAUAUUUCUUUGUGUUUUGUCACGAAAAAUCCAGGAUGAAUACUCUAGGUUGUUCAGAAACGUCCCUUGCUGUUUUGGAUGCUUAAGGUAAAUUGAUAGAAAGCUAAGAUGAGCAGCACCGUGGAAGAAAAGAGAAAACGAGAGGCUUUAGAAAAAUUGCUAUAUUGUGAAAGUAUGAAAUGAGCUACUGAGCUGUCAUCUCUCUUAAAUCAAUUACUUUCUCUCCAGUAUAGAUAUUGUACUUAAAUGUGCAUUCAGGCACACUAUAUUGUGUACAAACAGCAUAUCUAUACAAGACAGACUGGUUUAUUGUGUAACAAAUAAGGCUUCUAAAGGAGCUCAGGACUCUUCAGGGCUAAUGGUUGUAGCUCAGAAGGGAGCAAACCCAGUGUGCAAAGCUGUUUCUGAGAGUGGCUUUGCUAUUAAUGUCAUACCUGCUGACUUGGAAAUGAAAAUAAUUUAGCUUAUUGCUGUUUAAAGAGAGUAAAUUCCAUUAGAGUGUUAAUAAAAAGAUUUUACUUUUAUCAAAA